UGCGCGUCUGUGUGGGCGCUGAGAGAGGGUUCGAGCUGUUAUAGCUGGAUGUAUUGUUUUAUAUUGUAGUUGCAGUGAGCGGUGCAAACGGGGUGGUGGCAGUGGGAAUACGUUUCAUCUAUAAACAGUACGUUCGUCAAAAAAGAGAAUAGUGUAGUUAUUUUAACCGUCGCCGGCAAACAGAGACGUGGCACGGAGCUUUUAGUUCGCAUGUGUGUUUCGGCAUCUUAAAGACCACAGAAGAUUGCCAGUGCGCUGAUUUCUGUCUCCGUGUUUUGCAAUGAGGGCAUGAUGAAAUCGUCCACUUUCGUUCUGAUUAGUGCUGGCGGGGCUGUCGGUCUUGUUAAAUCAGUAUUUAAAUCAGCCAUUUUCACAUGUGUUAAUAUUACUAUGGUGCAUGCACAAGUAGCUGGUAUUCGUGUAUCUAUGGCGUGAGGAUGCGUUUGGUUUUAGUCUUAAGUGCUACUCGCAAAAAACCGGGAUAACAAAACAAGUAAAUAAAAUAACGACACCUUCGAUAUUAUGAUGUUCUGGGUUCUGCAUGCUGUGGCGGCUUGGAAGAGCAGAGACUGAAGCGAAGAGAGGAUCGUUUGAGGGAUUAUUGGAACGGACACGUUUUGAAUUGAAAAGACCUACUCGCAUGGAUAAAAACUGUCACAAACUGAAGCGAAAUGAACUGCAGCAGGGCAAGAUUGCAUGUUAUGUUAUUACAGCGGUCUUGCUAAGGAUGAAAUAAAAGAAGUGUGGUAUAGAUCGAGGAAGUUCGCCAGCGCUGGGGAAUUUAGAGAGGGUCGAUUGAACUGAAAACAAAACAAACAAACUUUGAAAUUGUUAAUAAUAACGUUAAGGUGACAUGUUGGUGGAAAACUCAGGUUAGAAAAGUUAGAUUAAUUUAAAAAUAUACAGUUAAUCUAUUUUUCACCCCACUGGCCUUUUUCUUACACAUACAUUUCAAAGGAACAAUAAUCUUGACUGUGUUAUUACUAAAACAAUGUUAAUUACUAUUUACACGCGAACAUUUUUUUAACAUAUAAUUUACUUUUAAAGUCGCCAGAUAAGCGAUUAUUUUACAUAAAUCGUGAAAUGAUUGCAUAUACACUUAUAAAGUAUUCUUUUGAAAUCCUUAUUCACAGGGCAUGCAUAGGCAUGCAUUGAAAAUGUUUACUUGUGACAGAGACACCUUUGUCUAUUGAGGAUCUCGACCGUUCAGCGGCGUUGUUUCUUCGGUUGGAGGGCAGUCAUCGCUAGUCUAUGAGUGUUUACAUAACCAGCUGUUAGGGUUGCAGUUUCCGCAUUUCGUCUCGGCGCAGCGGCAGUGUGCUGGGGUUUGCUGAUUGAUGCUUCCCGGAGGUGGUGGGCCCAUGAAAGACUGCGAGUACAGUCAGAUAAUUACUCGCAGCUCGUCGACCAUGGAGUCCGCACACACAAGCAACACUCCCAGGAGGAAAUGGGAAGUUUUCCCCGGCAGGAACAAAUUUUUCUGCAAUGGAAGGAUUAUAAUGGCUCGACAGACCGGCGUCUUUUAUUUCACCCUGGUUCUGAUUGUGGUCACCAGCGGACUGUUCUUCGCUUUUGAUUGCCCGUACCUAGCGGUACACAUCACCCCCGCUGUACCAGUGAUAGGAGGAAUCCUGUUCUUCUUUGUGAUGGGAACCCUGCUAAGGACCAGUUUCAGUGACCCCGGAGUUCUGCCCCGAGCUACUGCACAUGAAGCAGCAGACCUGGAGAGCCAAAUAGAUGUUGCCAAUGGCUCCAGCUCAGUAGGAUAUCGCCCCCCUCCAAGGACCAAAGAGGUGACCAUCAACGGACAGAGUGUGAAACUGAAAUACUGCUUCACCUGUAAAAUAUUCCGACCACCUCGCGCCUCUCAUUGCAGCCUUUGUGACAACUGUGUGGAGCGGUUUGACCACCACUGUCCGUGGGUGGGUAACUGUGUGGGGAAAAGGAACUACCGCUUUUUCUACAUGUUUAUUUUGUCACUGUCUUUCCUGACCAUCUUUAUAUUUGCCUUUGUCAUCGCCCACGUCAUCCACCGGUCUCAUCAGACAGGAUUCUUGAACGCACUGAAGGACAGUCCCGCUAGUGUGCUGGAAGCAGUCGUUUGCUUCUUCUCUGUAUGGUCUAUUGUUGGUCUCUCAGGAUUUCACACAUACCUGAUCAGCUCCAAUCAAACCACCAAUGAAGACAUUAAGGGAUCAUGGUCAACUAAAAGAGGCAAAGAAAACUACAAUCCCUACAGCCAUGGGAACAUUGUCAGUAACUGCUGUGUGGCGCUGUGUGGACCAAUACCUCCCAGUUUAAUUGACAGAAGAGGCUUUAUUCAGCCAGAUGCACCUCAGUCAGUAGCGCCAUCUAAUGGAAUCACGAUGUAUGGGGCGACACAGUCUCAUAGUAACAUGUGUGACCAGGACCAGUGCAUUCAGAGCACUAAAUUCGUUUUGCAGGCUGCAGCCACACCCCUGUUGCAGACUGAUCCCCACCUAGCAAGCGACGAGCCGCCCCUACCGGGGAAGAUUUCCCUGAGUGCUCCCUGUGCCCCCCUGCCCCUCGGACAGCCCACCCCGCCAUCUUCCACGCCAAACCUGUCGUGCGACACCACGCUGUCAGACAUGCUGCCAACGCGGGAGGAGCAGGGAGGACCCCACUUCCUGACCCCAGAGGAGGCCCCCUCCCCACUGGGCAUGCUGUCCUCGGGGAGCUCCCUGACCCACAGCCACACCAUGCAUGUGUUCAACCUGGCCAGCCAGGACUCUCUGCAUGAAGACUCAGUGCGAGGCCUUGUCAAGCUGAGCUCCGUCUGAGCCCGUCCGUCCCCUCUAAAAUCCCUGUGAUAUUCCCAAGACAGACUGGAAUGGUCACGCAGAGGGACUCCCUUUUCAGAAGUUUGUGUUUUGAUUCUUGAUUAAAUGCUGCCUUGGGGAGCCUUCAGUUUAUGCACGCCAGUCAUGCCAGACUUGGAGCACAAUUUAAGGUGUCGUUCCACAGUGGUGUUUAUCAGAUGAUCAUGCAAGACAUUAUGACACACCAUGCUGAAUCCCCCUGAACUGGAACUCAUUGUUUGGUAAAGGAGCAAAUGUGGACACAAUGGGCUUCUCCAUGCAAAUGUCUAACCCAUAUUCUAGCUGUUCAUCGUGUGUAUAUUCAAGUCUGUGCCAUUCUGGACUGAGAUACAUGAUUUUCCUGUUUUAAGGUUGAGAAUGAAACUCCUUCAGUCAUUUAAAGAAAUCUGCAGGAAUAAAGAAGUCUACAGGAAUAAACUGCUUUUUUCUGUUUUAUAUUCAUGACUGACGGCACUAUUUUCUAAAAGGACUGCAAAUAUAUCAGUGUGUGUGUGUGUGUGUGU
Polyodon spathula (Mississippi paddlefish) is the source of this 3343-nucleotide messenger RNA. RefSeq names its product zinc finger DHHC-type palmitoyltransferase 14 (gene zdhhc14). The coding region runs from base 1338 to 2801 and encodes 487 amino acids. The record is from RefSeq and is a predicted model, not a curated record. The transcript is spliced from 9 exons. Gene Ontology annotation, molecular function: protein-cysteine S-palmitoyltransferase activity. Lineage: Eukaryota; Metazoa; Chordata; Actinopteri; Acipenseriformes; Polyodontidae. Gene Ontology annotation, cellular component: Golgi apparatus; endoplasmic reticulum. Gene Ontology annotation, biological process: protein targeting to membrane; peptidyl-L-cysteine S-palmitoylation.